Messenger RNA from Peromyscus leucopus (white-footed mouse), 375 nucleotides. Its product is annotated as NHP2-like protein 1. Gene Ontology annotation, biological process: ribosome biogenesis; maturation of SSU-rRNA; mRNA splicing, via spliceosome. Bases 1 to 375 code for a protein of 124 amino acids. The record is from RefSeq and is a predicted model, not a curated record. The transcript has a single exon. Gene Ontology annotation, molecular function: RNA binding. Gene Ontology annotation, cellular component: small-subunit processome; precatalytic spliceosome; box C/D methylation guide snoRNP complex. Lineage: Eukaryota; Metazoa; Chordata; Mammalia; Rodentia; Cricetidae.
AUGACAGAGGUUGAUGUAAAUCCGAAGGCCUAUCCCCUCGCAGAUGCCCACCCCACCAAGAAGCUGCUGGACCUCGUUCAGCAGUCAUGUAACGACAAGCAGCUUCGGAAAGGAGCCAGUGAAGCCAACAGGGUCAUCUCUGAGUUCAUUGUGAUGGCAGCAGACGCUGAGCCCUUGGAGAUCAUCCUGCACCUCCCACUGCUGUGUGAAGACAAGAAUGUCCCCUAUGUAUUUGUGCGCUCCAAGCAGGCCCUAGGACGGGCCUGUGGGGUCUCCAGACCUGUCAUCACCUGUUCUGUUACCAUCAAAGGAGGCUCCCAGCUCAAGCAGCAGAUCCAGUCCACCCAGCAGUCUAUUGAAAGGCUCCUGGUGUAG